AAUUUUGCGACUGGAAAAAUUGAAGCACAAGCAGCACCUCUGAAGCUACGAGUGAAUUUCUCUCAAAUAAUUGUGUCAGCUCGUUUACGGCGAUGCUUCCUCCGCUUGAUCCAAAGCUUGCUCCACACCAGCAACAGCUGCUGCGAAUGCCUCGUUCUUCGGAACUUCUCUGAGCAACAUCUCCGCAGGAGUACCCGUCUCCAAAUAAGGUAUAUGAGACUCUGCUGCUGUUGGGCCAAGCUGAAAAACCAUUUAACAAGCAAGAAUUGAUGAGAAACGAUGAAGAAAGUUACCGAUGUUUCGGGCA
Cylicocyclus nassatus is the source of this 307-nucleotide messenger RNA. Lineage: Eukaryota; Metazoa; Nematoda; Chromadorea; Rhabditida; Strongylidae. The record is from the annotation of a GenBank genome assembly.